Osmerus eperlanus (European smelt) is the source of this 2073-nucleotide messenger RNA. RefSeq names its product splA/ryanodine receptor domain and SOCS box containing 3b (gene spsb3b). Bases 51 to 1319 code for a protein of 422 amino acids. Gene Ontology annotation, molecular function: protein binding. Lineage: Eukaryota; Metazoa; Chordata; Actinopteri; Osmeriformes; Osmeridae. The record is from RefSeq and is a predicted model, not a curated record. Gene Ontology annotation, cellular component: SCF ubiquitin ligase complex. Gene Ontology annotation, biological process: proteasome-mediated ubiquitin-dependent protein catabolic process. The transcript has 7 exons.
GCGACGAUCACCUGUCACUGGAUACUUAGAAACGAGCGUUGGCAUGCAAAAUGAGUCACUGCAAGAUAGUUCAUAAGAAGACGACUGUAAGAGCAGCCAUGUUGAGGAGAAGCCGGAACCUUUGUGCUCGUCACAACUCGUGGAGCUCCGUGCGACAAGAGGCCGACAGCAUGGUCGUGGUCCUGGCCUUCGAGAGCGAGGACUGGAGUACGGGGAGGACACAGAUCAGCGACUCCGACUCCGAAGUGGACUACCUUGCCCUCUCCCCAACGGUGGAGGAUGUGGUUCCAGACACGGUCCCUGUGACAGGCGAGUCCUUCUGCCACUGUGACCCUCAGGAGGAGCCCAGACCUGGGGAGCUUCUGCAGCUCAGUGACUGCCUCUGUGGGGAGGAGGACCAGGGUUUUGAUUGGGUGUGGGACGAGCGCAGUAAAUCGAGCUCUGCGUUUCUGAGCUGUGACAACCGCAAAGUGAGCUUCCACUCCGAGUACAGCUGUGGGACUGCAGCGAUCAGGGGCACCAAGGAGCUCUCGGACGGACAGCACUUCUGGGAGAUAAAGAUGACCUCUCCCGUCUAUGGUACCGACAUGAUGGUAGGCAUUGGGACGUCCGAGGUCAGCAUGGAGAAGUACCGACACAGUUUCUGUAGUAUGCUUGGCACAGACGAGGACAGCUGGGGCCUUUCCUACACAGGGCUCUUACAGCAUAAAGGUGACAAGAUGAACUUCUCCUCACGCUUUGGCCAGGGGUCCAUCAUCGGCCUACACCUGGACACCUGGCACGGCACUUUGACCUUCUACAAGAACCGACGUCGUAUCGGUGUGGCUGCCUCCAAGCUGCAGAACAAGAAGUUCUACCCAAUGGUGUGUUCCACCGCAGCCAGGAGCAGCAUGAAGGUGAUCCGGGCUUGUUACACCCCCACCUCCCUGCAGUACCUCUGCUGUGCCCGCCUGCGCCAGCAGCUCCCCAACUGCCCGGACACCCUGGGGGUCCUGCCCCUGCCCCCAGGCCUGCGUCAACUCCUCUACACCCAGCUGGGCUGGGUCUUCAGCCUCAACAACCAGGCCACCGAAGGCCCCAAGCAGCCUGGGGACUUGCCUGAGGAAAUUAGCUCCCCCCCAAGCCCCUGCACCAGCCCUAUGCCCACCCUCAGUGCCUGUUCUUCCCAAAGCUCCACCCCCAGCCCUAUUCCUGAUCCCUGUCAGCUCCAUCACAGGGCACAAGCCUGCUCCUGCCCACCCACUCCUCCUGAGACAGAGUCUGACAGCUGUUUGUCAGAGCCAGAAGACUACCAGAGCAAAAGAUUCCGCUGGACAUGACUUGAAUCUUCCCAACUCAACAUGGGCACUUUACUAUGCACCUUUUCCUGCAUUGCCAUGGCCAUCUUUACGAUGAAACAGUAUGUAGAGGCUUCCUUAAUUCCUGAGCUAAUAUUUUUGAGAGCGUUCUGAAAGGGGUGUCUUUUCACCCAAGUGUAUUUCUGAGCACUAUGCGGAUGAAUGUGGGGUGGGGAAGAGUCGGCGGGGUUGGGGGGUGGGAGGCUUUAGAUUCACCCCACUGCUUGGGGGAGCAGAAAACAGACCUGACAUCCAAAAUUCAAAUCACCUUCUCAAUAGCUACUGCCUGCAAAUGUAGGCUCAGUCAAUUGUAGCAAGUUUAGAACAGAGUGCGUUACUCUUCAAGUUCAUAUCUUAGUGUUUGUACGGUGCAUCUCCAAGGAAACCUGGUUGCCAGAUCUGUGCGUGCGAAGAGCCAACUCUUCAUUGUUCAUGUAACUCAUGCCUUGACGAGAAAGUUAUUGGUUUAUUCAUAGGGCCAAUGCAUAAACAAAUUAGGUAGCCAGGCAGUUACUUUGUGAUACACAAUGGGGAAUGGGGAAAAUGAUUUGUUCAUACUGUUUGGACAUUCUUGAAGUGUAUUUUAUACUGUGCAUCAGUAUAAAUGCAGUGGUGGUGUGCCGUAGGGGUUUGUUUGUCUUUUUUAAAUAAUCUGAUGCUCGUGUCGGUUGAUUUUCAUACCAUGUGUACAGCCUUUCUUACUGAAGCAAUUCUAAAAUAAAAAUAUAUAAUCUUG